CCGUUCACUUGGCCCAGCCAAAGUCGGCUCAGAAUCUCAUUUAAAUCUCUCUCUCUCUCUCUCUCUCUCUCUCUCUCUCUCUCUCUCCUCUGCUCUUCUUUUCGCUUUCUCUCUUGCUCGCAUACAGCCAAACCAGUUAUUAUAAAAGAAAUAUACUGAGGGAUAUAAACAAGGUUUUUUGCUCUGGUCAUGGAUUCUUUCGCACAUAUUCAGGAUAUUUUUCUGGAGUUUCGUGCUGGGAAAAUGCUUAUGGAUGGAACACGUGUGCUCCCUGAUUCACGUAAAGGGCUUGUUCGUAUUGGGAGGGGUGAAGAAGGGCUGGUCCAUUUCCAAUGGCUCGACAGAUCCCUAAACAUAGUGGAGGAUGACCAAAUUGUUUUCCCUGACGAGGCAGGUUUUGAAAAGGUUAACCAAUCUUCUGGAAGAGUAUACAUCCUGAAGUUUCUUACGGAUGACAGAAAGUUCUUCUUCUGGAUGCAGGAGCCCAGACCCGAGAAUGAUACACAGUUAUGCAACUCAGUCAAUUUCUACCUGAAUCAACCUCUAGAGUUAGCUGUCAAUGAAGAACCAGAUUCUUCCGUCCCUUUACAAACUGCGGAAAUGGUUCUUGAAGAAGAUAUCUCAUCCAGGGCUGGAGAUUUGGUAGGUCCUAGCAUGGGUGCAGAAGCAAGUAGUGAUGUAACAUCUGCAGGACCUGUAAAGUUGGCAGAUCUGCAACGGAUACUUAGCAACAUAGGAUCUUCAGAUGCACAGGAAGACCCAGAUGCAGGCUUAGGAUUAGGUGAUAUCUUAAGGCCGGAACUCUUAUUGCCUCAUAUUCAAGAGCUAUACUUAGAUAAAGAAUUGAUGUCAUAUUUGCCUGAGCUACCAGGAACGUGGACUCCAGAGGAGUUGCUGGAACUUCUGCAGAGCCCUCCAUUCCGCCAACAACUAGAUUCGUUUACUUAUGUGUUGCGCACGGGACAGGUGGAUCUAACCCAGUUUGGUAUAGAUCCCAGUCAAUACAACUUCACUGUUCCAUCGUUUCUCGAGGCCCUUGAAGACUCAGUUGCUAAGAAAAAUGAUGCUGAAGGCAGUGGUGACCUGAGGUCUCAGACAUGUCAAGGAAGUGACGCGAUGGAUGAAGGUCAUUAGCGUUGGACUAACACUUUGGUUAUAGCUUCUGCUGCUGUUUUUUGUUCGACAUCGUUGCUGAUUAUGUCGAUGCCCUGCUCCAUUUCUAGCCCAGCUUUGAAGAUAUUAGUCUCUUCACAAAAUGUCAAUUCAUUUUGAUACUUUCCUAUAUAUUUCAAGAUGUUUGCAUGCUUCAUUGCUUAUAUCUCUCUCUAUAUAUAUGAUUUAACUGAAAGCAGAAACUGGUGACUUAUUUAGACUUGUAUUUGUGCUAAAACCAUUCUGAUUUUAAUUUACUUCUGAUUUUGCUGUA
Salvia hispanica is the source of this 1426-nucleotide messenger RNA. It is a transcript of the gene RPN13, whose product is annotated as regulatory particle non-ATPase 13. Gene Ontology annotation, cellular component: proteasome regulatory particle, lid subcomplex; cytoplasm; nucleus. The record is from RefSeq and is a predicted model, not a curated record. Gene Ontology annotation, molecular function: proteasome binding; endopeptidase activator activity. NCBI's taxonomy places the organism in Eukaryota, Viridiplantae, Streptophyta, Magnoliopsida, Lamiales, Lamiaceae.